Molecule: messenger RNA, 2127 nt
Organism: Terrapene triunguis (Three-toed box turtle)
Lineage: Eukaryota; Metazoa; Chordata; Testudines; Emydidae
Product: zinc finger protein 436-like
Exons: 10
Coding region: 1-2127 (708 amino acids)
Biological process (GO): negative regulation of transcription by RNA polymerase II
Molecular function (GO): DNA-binding transcription repressor activity, RNA polymerase II-specific
Source: RefSeq, a predicted model, not a curated record
AUGGCCGGUAACGGGAGCCCAGUGCCGAGCCUGGAAGAUACGCUCUCCUCCUGCCCCGUGUGCCUGGAAUAUUUCAUAGAUGCCAGCUGCGGGCACAACAUCUGCCCGCGGGCCUGCAACUCAGACCCCCUGGAGGAGCCGGAGUGGAGCCCUUCCUGUCCUAGAUGCCAGAAGCCCGUCCUGCAUGUUUCAUGUGCCACAUACUGGGAUAUGUCACAAGAGCGGCUGGCCUGUCUGAUAAAAGAGAGAGAAGAAACCAAAGCUGAUGAGGAGAUGCAAAGUGAGAAGCUGCUGAAACAGACGGAAGCCGAGAAACAGAGGAUCCUCUGCGAAUGGAAGGAUCUAUGUGGGUUUCUGGAGAAGCAGGAGCAGCUGCUGCUGUCCCAGCUGGAAAAGCUGGACAGAGCCAUUGUCAAGAGAAGGGACGAGAGCAUCUCUGAGCUGUCCCAGGAGAUUUCUCUGCUCAGUGAACUGUUCAAUCAGAGGGGAGGAGAGAACAGGCAGGAGCCACUGAGCCAAUCCGUACAGGGUGUGGGCAGCUCUGAGAGCAGGGAGGACAGAACGCUGCAGAAGCCAGAGUCUGGGUUUGUGAAGCUGGAGAAGAGACUUGAGGAUUUCUCUCAGAGAAGUGCCAUCCUGCUGGAGCUGCUGCAGGGAUUCAAAGAGACUAUGCAACUGGAGCUGGACAGCGACAUAGGUUUUCUAAUUCCAAAACCUGACAUGAUUGCCCGGGUGGAAUGGGGCAAAGAACCCUGGGUACCAGAUCUCCAAUGCUCCAAGGAAAGAGAGAUCCUGAGAAACAUCUGCACAGGUGAUGAGACGGUGAGUGGGAAUGAUGAGGAGAAUCCACAGCAGGAAGGUCCCAAGCGAGUGAAACCUCAUGGGACGGUAUCAGGAAUAUCCAAAGUGAAUGUUUCCCAGAGUCCUGAUCUGGAAGAAGCCCAUGAGAGUUGGCGCAGGUCAGAAAGGCAGCAGGAAAACUGCCAAGGGAAGAUGCAGGGUAAAUCCACUCCCCAAGGGGAAGGCUUGGAGGAUCUCAAUGAAACAGUGAUCCAGCUGAGAAUCGGCACUAAAAAGAAACAGCAUGAAUGUGUUGAGUGCGGGAAAAAGUUCAAUCACAAAUCAAACCUUACUAGACAUCUGAAACUGCACACAGGAGAGAAACCAUUUAUGUGCAGUGACUGUGGGAAAACCUUCACUCGGAGGUCACACCUCAUUUCGCACCAGACAACGCACUCGGGUCAGAAACCUUAUCCCUGCUGUGAGUGCGGGGACAGGUUCACGCGGUGCUCAAACCUUAUUUCACAUCAGAGAAUCCACUUGGGAGAGAGACCCUAUAAAUGCCCCGACUGUGGGAAAAGCUUCAGUUCAAAAUCAAACCGCACUGUUCAUCAGAGAAUCCACACCGGAGUAAAACCUUAUAACUGUGCUGAUUGUGGGGAAAGUUUCAUUCAGAGCUCACACCUGGUUGUUCAUCAGAGAACACACACGGGAGAGAGACCCUAUACAUGUCCCGAUUGUGGGAAAAGCUACAAAGCGAAGGUUGCUCUAAUUUCCCAUCAAAAAGUCCACAGAAGAUGGGAACCCUAUAGAUGUCCCGACUGCGGGAAAGGCUUCAUCUCCAACUCAAGCCUCAUUAGCCAUAGGAGAAUGCACACAGGGGAGAGACCCUAUAAAUGCCCUGACUGUGAGAAAGCCUUCAUUGCGAACAAGUCCCUCAAUAAGCAUCGCAAAAUCCACAGCAGGGAGAGAGCCUACCAAUGCCCUGACAGCUGUGGGAAAAGCUACACUGUUCAUUCAGCCCUUGUCGUCCAUCAGAGAACCCACAUGGGACAUGAAGCUCAUGUAUGCCCCAACUGCGGAAGAAGCUUCAGAGACAGCAGGACCCUCAUUAGACAUCAGAGAAUCCAUACGGGAGAGAAACCUUAUAAAUGCUUUGAGUGUGGGAAGUGCUUCCGGGCCAGCUCAACUCUCACUAUCCAUCAGAGACUCCACACAGGAGAGAAACCUUAUGAAUGCCCCGAGUGUGGGAAAAGCUUCAGAUCAAGCACGGGCCUCACGAAACACCGGAGAACACACGCGCGAGAGAAAUUGUCCAUGGGACCUCAAUCAGGUUGGGCAAAAUGA